CAAAAAACGAACCCUUUAACAACUCCAAGGAAGAAGAACAAGAACAAGAAUAUGAACUGGUCGAGAGGUGAUUGGAUGUGUGGUGCUUGUGAACACGUAAACUUCAAGAAAAGAGAAGCUUGUCAAAGAUGUGGGUACUUAAAAUAUGGAGGCCCUCACUCCGAGUACCCAACUGCACAUGAACAUGGUAUCAAAACAGAAGAAGCUUUGGCGGGAGAUUGGUAUUGCAAAUGUGGAGCUCAUAAUUAUGCUACCCGAUCAAGCUGCUAUAGAUGUCAUGCAUAUAAGAGUCUUGAUCUUGGUGCCUUUCCUGGUUGGAAAUCGGGGGAUUGGAUCUGCACAAGAUGUGAAACCCACAAUUAUGCUAGGAGAAUGGAAUGCUACCGAUGCAAAACUAGAAGAAGUUUCGGAGGAGAUGUUUGAAACCGAGGGGUCUUGACAUAGAAAACGAGAUAACUCCCGGACUCUAAGCAUCUAAUGUAUGCAAUACUACAGUGUAUCU
Molecule: messenger RNA, 502 nt
Organism: Cucurbita pepo subsp. pepo (vegetable marrow)
Lineage: Eukaryota; Viridiplantae; Streptophyta; Magnoliopsida; Cucurbitales; Cucurbitaceae
Cellular component (GO): cytoplasm
Molecular function (GO): mRNA binding
Source: RefSeq, a predicted model, not a curated record